AUGGUAUAUUCUUCUGAGUCCGCCAAGUGGAAGGCCUACCAGUUUCUGGAUCCCUUUGCCGCAAACUCCUUCCUUGUCUGCAACAAGACAUACAAGAGGUUCUGCCGCCCCGACUGCGACGCCUACCCUGUCUCAGAAUUGAAGCUGGAGAUUGAGUUUGUUGACGAGUGCCAACAAGCCAUGGACCUCGGCUACCUUCCUUGUGAACACUGCGACCCUACUACCACUCCUCACAUUGACGUGAAGCUCCUUAUCCAGACGGUCAACGACGUCAAUGCCCUGAUUGGCUUCUCGCUCCCUGCUUUGGACGAAAAGGACGAGAAGGACUUGAGACAGCCUGUGGGCACCGUGUCCAAAAACAACCUGGAACACUACCGUCUUGUGGAUCUCGCCUGCCGCCACUUGGCGCUUGCAGCUGCCGUUUCCAUCAUGAACCCACUGCCUUCGAGCGCCAACUCGCCUGCUCUGGAUGACGGAUCCUCCGAUUCCGGCAAGAAGAAGAGAAAGAGAAGAGGCGGCGUUCUCGGCUUCAAGGAGCUUGCCGCCAAAUCCAAGCUUUCCGCCUGGCACUUUCACCGUGUGUUCAAGUCCGUUACCGGCAUGACCCCCAAAACCUACGGCGACAUGUGCUGGGAGUAUCUCCACGACGAGAGACCCUCGGGGCUCAAUUCCGCCCUGAGCCUGAGCCUGAGCCUCCUGCUCCGAGACAAGCUGGCGGCGUCGUCGGUUUCCUCUGUGGAACUGCCUGUUUCCCGCAAGAGAGCCAGAUCCGACUUCAAGGAACAGACGCCCGAAGUGACGCCGCUGCCCAAGAGACAGCUCACCACCCAGUACCAGACGCCCCACAUGCCGCCUACGAUGGUGAAUCCUGCCUUUUCGCUCGACGAGACGGAGUUUGGCAACCCCACCGACUUCAGUGCCUCCAGAGCGUUUAGCGACACAGACUUGACCAUGGCGGCACAAGUGCCACAGAAGGGCUACGUGAGUGGCGGCGCCGCUGGCGGUGUCGAGAGGCCUUACUCGCUUUUCUCCCAUCUGAAGCCCAACUACUACCCCGAAGACUCGUUGGCGAUGCCGCAGUUGGCGACCAUGCCCGAGCACGCUGAGGGCUCCUUGGGCUACCACUUUGACGACAGCAUGGCGCCUCCCGGCGUUGCUCCGGAAAUGCAAGAAAUGCCCUUUGGCGACAUGGCGGACUUUACUGGUGCCGCCAGCAGCUACAGUACCGAUGUGUUUGGCGGUGCCGGCACCGACCUCACUGGCGGCUUGGACGAGGAUUUCUUGAAGGUGGAGCCCGAUGCUUCGGAUCUCAACGAUGCACUCAACUUGGGUCUUCUGACGGAGAUGUUGAACGUGGGCUUGUGA
Candidozyma duobushaemuli is the source of this 1365-nucleotide messenger RNA. RefSeq names its product Adaecp (gene ADAEC). NCBI's taxonomy places the organism in Eukaryota, Fungi, Ascomycota, Pichiomycetes, Serinales, Metschnikowiaceae. Gene Ontology annotation, biological process: DNA repair; regulation of DNA-templated transcription. The transcript has a single exon. Gene Ontology annotation, molecular function: DNA binding; methyltransferase activity; zinc ion binding. The record is from RefSeq and is a predicted model, not a curated record. Bases 1 to 1365 code for a protein of 454 amino acids.